UCCUUAGUGCGGGUAUGGAGACCUGCAUAUUUAUACUAAGAGCUGCACUGGGAAGGAGAAAGACAAAACUGUUAUGUUACACCACAGUGGUGUUAUUAAUGGAAUAUGCCGCUGACUACCAAGAGAUUUCUUUGCUUCAUUCGUAAACCAGAUUCUUCGAAGCUUUCCUCGCACAGUCUUCUACAACGUAACAUGACUAAACUCACAGAGUGGAUUGUAUUUGCUGGACUAGCGUUUUCGAUUUGGAUUACACUAUUAACGGACAUUUUACCGUUAAAAGUAUCUUACAAGGCAAAGGAGGUGAUAUGGCCGAUGCCAGUAUAUGCACUGAUUGUAUUUGGAUGUUAUUCUUUAGCCACAAUAGGAUAUCGUGUAGCCACUUUCAAUGACUGCGAGGAAGCUUCGGAAUCGUUAAAACAGGAAAUAAAAGAUGCAAGAGAAGACUUAACAACAAAAGGAUUCAAGUUUGACUGAAACUCAAACCUAAUAGAAAUUUUAAAAUUGUUGUCAGAGAUGACUUAAGAAUCAUAACAUUAUUACUUUACCACAUGGACACAAUGGCAUCACUCAGCUCAGAACAAAACAACACAAACAAUACAGGAUACAGCAGUUGCCUACUCCUCUAUGUAUUGAAGCACAAAAACACUUUAGACCAUGUAUAACAUCAGUGGUACAUUAAUUAUAUUAGUGAAGAUGAAAUAAUAAUGUGAUAAAAUAUUUUAUAAAAAUAUGUUCAUGUAACAGGCAUUCUGAUUGGUUUAAACAAGUGUAGAAAGUAUAUAAUAAAGCAUAGGUUUUAGCCUGCA
Molecule: messenger RNA, 806 nt
Organism: Orbicella faveolata
Lineage: Eukaryota; Metazoa; Cnidaria; Anthozoa; Scleractinia; Merulinidae
Product: dolichol-phosphate mannosyltransferase subunit 3-like
Biological process (GO): GPI anchor biosynthetic process
Cellular component (GO): dolichol-phosphate-mannose synthase complex; endoplasmic reticulum membrane
Source: RefSeq, a predicted model, not a curated record